AUGCAUAUCAAUCAAUCCCUAGAAGUCAAGCUUGUUCAGACUCGCAUCCAAGUUACCUUCAAUCUAGGAAACUUUGAUUACCUGAUUGUUCGGCCCGGAAGAACUAACCUGAAUGAUGGCGCCUGGCACAGUGUAAGAAUUCUACGUUCCUUCACUGCAGUAGAUGUCCUAAUAGACGACUAUGGAGAUGGUCCUGGUGGCUAUGCCCUCCGGGAGUUAACUACCGACGCGGUCUUCAACCAAUUGACGAUCGGACCUAAGAUUCAAAAUCGAGACCAUGUGACCCUAUGA
Molecule: messenger RNA, 291 nt
Organism: Protopolystoma xenopodis
Lineage: Eukaryota; Metazoa; Platyhelminthes; Monogenea; Polystomatidea; Polystomatidae
Source: the annotation of a GenBank genome assembly